Messenger RNA from Dimorphilus gyrociliatus, 2187 nucleotides. The record is from the annotation of a GenBank genome assembly. Lineage: Eukaryota; Metazoa; Annelida; Polychaeta; Dinophilidae.
CUCUCAUUCGAUUAUUUGAAUUUCUCAAGUUGAUGAAAAAACGAUAUUCAUUCUCUUAUGGGUGUUCGAAAGUGCUCAAUCGCUAAAUGUCCUUUGUGCGUUCAUUUGGUUUGCUGUUCAAGAUGGUGUUCAAGUGAUGGUAGAGUUACUGUCAACAUCAACGAUGACUUCACCUGUAAAACAAGAGGCGUUUGCUUUGUGGUUUUUUGUAAGAGGUGCUCCUUUUUGUCUACUAAUUAUACAGCUCUAUCCCUAAGUACUAGAUUCAGUAGGAUUCUCUGUUCUUUAAAAAGGGAAAAUGACCAUUGUGACAAUCUAUCGACACAUAUUCGUCAGUGUGGUAGAAUUUUUGUUAGAUUGUUUCCUAUUUGCUCACUUCCUGUUGGUUCGAAAGCGGCUUUGUCUAGAACCGUAGAAAUUUUGGAAAAUAUCCUUAAAUCUAAUUGGAAACUUGUUAGAAAAGAAUUGAGUGAAGAUAGUCCCGUAAUAUUUAGACCUCGUAAUACCCCAUCGACAAAAAUUUCGCCAUUUUCUCUUCAAAUUUUAAAUUUGACCAUUAAUGGCGUACAAAAGCUAUAUAUACAGCCAAAAGGUGAAAGUUCUAACCGAAGAUGCGUAUUUUCUAAUUCCAUGGAAGACUUGAACUAUAACGUUAUCAUCAACCAGAAUAAUAAGUUGAUAGAGCAGAAUAGUAGACUCUACGAUGAAUUGAAAGUAAUGGGAAAUCGUUUAGACGACUUUUGUAACGAUUUUUACAAAAUGAAAGAAAACUCCAAUACAAACCAAGAAUCGCAGUAUAGGAGACAAUCAAAUACUAAAAAAAAGGAAACUGUUGAAAAGAGUAAAACUACUGGAAAGCGAUCGGCUUUAUCUCAAAUCAACACUCGAAGUUUCUAUAAUGGGCAAUAUCAUGUUUCGAAAAAAGAAAUUUCCCAUCAUAAACGCAACUCUCCAGAGUAUUCUGCUCAACCUUCAAUUGAGUCGGACGAAAAUAGUAUUAACACUCUUUCACCACAGACGCAUACUGGAAGAGUCUUUUCAGAGACAAUAGCUGUGCUUGACUUUUACGAUAACUCAACAAUGUCUUUUUCGCCCCCUACAUAUUCUGAUACGUCGUACUCUGCCAACUCGAGCGAUUGUAGUGAUGAUGAUCAUGAUGAUAUUGACAAUGAUAAUGAUGAUGGUGAUAAUCGUACUGAUUAUGGUCAUGAUGACGACGACGACGACGAUGAUGAUCAUGACGAUAAUGACGAUAAUGAUGAUAGUGAUGAUAAUGAUGAUAAUGAUGAUAAUAAUGAUAAUAAUGAUAAUAAUGAUAAUAAUGAUAAUAAUGAUAAUAAUGAUUAUGAUGAAUAUGAUGAAUAUGAUAAUUAUGAUGCUGAUGACAAUACUCGUUCUUCAACAUCAUCAAAUUCUGCAAAUAUAUUUAUUGAAUCACAGUGGGACUCUUCUACAUCAAAAGACGCUGGCUGUAGAAAGAGGAAAACGAAUGAGUUUACCGAUAUGCAAAUAUCCCAACGAACGAAAAUUGGCGAACAUGAUUUUUCCAAUUCUCGUAGUCUUGAAUCUCUAAUUAUUCCGAAUUUAUCAUCAGAAGCACUAUCCGCAGAAGAAUCAAUUAUUUCGCAAGAGCUAAACGUCACCGACGAUUUCGGUUUUCCUCGAGAGUUGCUUUCCACACCACAGCACAAUUUCCAAGAACUGACGUUCAAUCACGAACAAGAAAUGUUGCGCAUACAAACACCAGAUUUCUUUAAUUACGUGACCUUUGGUCAAGAAACAGAUUCGGAGCAAGAAACGACCCCAUCUGAAUUGCAUUCAACUCCAGGUCCUAAUUACAUGCAAGAAUUAACUUAUACAUACGAAAUAGAUUACGCACAAGGGCCGUAUUCAACUUCAAUGCCAAAUUUUCCACAAGAGUCGAGUAACCUUCCUGAAGCAGAUUUAGAGCCAGAAGCAAAUUAUAUCCAAGAGGCAAACUACUAUACACAAGAAGAACCAAAUUAUACUGAGGAGCCAAGCUAUGCUCCACAGUCUAAUGCAACACCAGAACCGGAUCACACGCAGCAAUCAAAUAGCAUUCAAGCUGAAAAGUCGCCACAGUUGGUAUCCCACGAACAAUGGCUAUCUUCAGAUUCAAACUUUCUCUUUCGGUAUACAAACAGAUUUAACGGCUAUAAAAAUUAA